UUUUCCAGGAAUUCAUUUUCUUUUCGUUGGUGGCUACUUAGCGCUAUUUGGUAUGGUGUGAGGUUAUACUUGCGAAACUUAUCAAUCAGUGAUUGUAUUACUAUUCAUCUUCAGCCCGGUGAGCUUGGUAACGGAGACGUGAAAGUUUCCUUGAAGGCCAUAAGUGUAAUGUGAAUUCUGAUUCUGAACUCUGGACUCCUGACACAUGACCAAAGAAUAAUCUUCGUCCGCAGCAAUUUCCCAUUUUGUCUGCUCAGAUAUUGAAGAUGAACGCGGCUGGCGUAUUGGUGUCGUGCAAUGAGGCUGGAAACAAAAUACCUCGGAGAUGUUCUGGUAUCCGUCUGAGUCGGAAUUGGGUCCUCACCACGGGAAGCAUCUUGAGCAGCUUUCUGCAAGAAAGCACUGACGAAAACCUGACGUACUGGAAAAAUGUAUCGGACGUAACAUACGAAGACCACCUAAUUCGUAUAAAAGACAGACCGUUCAUGGAAACUCGGGUCACCUUCUCAGUCAUCGCAUCAAAUGCGACCAACACAGCUAAUGAAAUUACUCCCACCAGUAAAUACUUGGGGUUUCAGGAGGAUACUUUGAUACCAGUACGGAACCAUCAAAAUAAAGUUAUGAAUUCUUUAGCAGUAGCUGUUGAUCAACCGUUGUCUUCGGAUACACAUGGCAAGCAUAAAGAAUUUAAAAGCAUUUUAAAAUACGCAUGGCGAAGUCAAUUUGUUUCACACGCAGUUGACACCAUGCUGUCUUCUUGGGUCGUGGGCAGUAUAUCAUAUAUUGAAAAUGAGAGUAGUAUUGAAAAAGAAUCUGAGAUUACAAAGAAUUUGUUAUCCUUGUUUCUGUUGCUUAAGCUCCAAACCGACGAUGAUGAAAGUUCUGAAGUAAGUGAAUACAGUGAACUUAUGGACAUUCUCCGCGAAAUGUUUGAAGUGGAAGAAGAGGUUUUGAGACGUGGUCAGAGUGUGCUUGUGGAGUCUACCCCAUUCGGAAACUAUUACUUCCAUAACUCGGUUAGUGAGGGCGUCGUCAGCAAUGUUUUUGGGCCUGGCCGCUGUCUUCUUUUGACUGAUGCAAGUACUGCACUCGGCUGCGAGGGAGGACCAAUCUCUGUGACUGUACAAAAAGAUGGAAAGCUGAAGCGUCGCUUGGUAGGGAUGGUGGUGUGCUCCCUCAGCUGGUGGCGCGGCGAAUGGGUCGGCUUUACUAUGGGAGUGGCACUACAGCCAAUUGUCCGCCGGCUGUUGUUUCCGGGUGCGCCCGUAACUAGCAGUCCCUCACUCGUACCAGCCGACACUUCUCCGGAUCAAUUAGCUGCAGUUGAUGAGUGCGUGGUUCUGGUGCGCUGUGGUGUCCAUUGGGGUUCUGGUGUCGUCGUGGGCUCGCGUGAUGGCAUUGUAUUGACUUGCUCCCAUGUUGUUCGCCAUGCACGAAAUGAUCAGGCGCAGGUCUACUGGAACAAUCGCGCGUACACCGCUAGCGUCUUGUUCCGGAGCAGAGAUGGCUUCGCUUAUGAUGUAGCCGUGUUGAGAACGGGACCGGGAGCAACCUUCCGCCCAGUAAAUGUUUCCAGUAAAGUGGCUGUUAAAGGGGAGCCUGUGAUCGCUGCGGGGUUCUCGCUCUUCUCAGAAGAUGAUAACGUCCGCCCCACGGUGACACGUGGCAUUGUGACCCUCGCGUCGAAUCCUAUGGCCAUGUUGCAGACAACUUGCUGCGUCCAGUCAGGUGCAAGCGGGGGCGCCUUAUUCAGGUAUACCGGCGACCUGGUGGGCCUCAUCUCCUGCAACAUUAUGGAUACCAGCACGGGGGCCCUAUUUCCGCGCAUCAACAUGGCUGUACCAGCGAGUGUAUUGGCCCAACCUCUGAAUGACUUCUUGCGUUCAGGCGACGUAACGUUUCUGUCUGGUAUGGAAAGCAAGGACCCAGAAGUACAGAGGCUUUGGAAACUCCAGAGUACGAUCAGCAAGCUGUAAGAAACGUGGACAAUGAGAGGGGCGUGCUUUUAAAAUAUUAACCACCAGUUAGCAUGCUAAACUGCAGAAUUUUUGUUAGUCUGCCUUCCAGAAUAGGAAAACAGCUAUUGAAGCCACCUGGAGCAGUGCACUUGCUUUGUAAUGUCUGAUCCAGGGCACCGUCUUCAUGUCUGAAAUUUGUGUGUAGACCUACCGGUUUGGCCAUAUCGGCUCCACUACACCACUGUGUUAGCCUUGAAAUAAGUCUCUGCAGUUCCAGGAUAAAUAAAUGACAUACAUCGUUAUAUUUGUUACUUGAUCGUAAUUUUACGUUAUUAAAAGUAAAAUUGUAUGAUAAAUUCCACGAAAUGUAUGUUUCGCUUUAAAUUGAGAGGUCAGAAAUUAAACAAUCUACAAGUUCUUGCAUUUCCAUUGUAUAUGAAUCCUGUAAUGUAAGUACUUCUAACAUUUUCCCUUGAACUAGAUUUAGUAGUAGUGAUGUAUUAUUGAAAUUGAAUCAUUCUUUUUUAAAGGAAAAUAUGUUCAGUAACAAUUUGUAUUUUUUUUUUCUGUGGCGCUACAUCCCCAAUUUUGGCCUAGGCCUACCUCCAUGA
This is a messenger RNA of Cryptotermes secundus, 2569 nucleotides long. Its product is annotated as peroxisomal leader peptide-processing protease. The record is from RefSeq and is a predicted model, not a curated record. Gene Ontology annotation, cellular component: peroxisome. Gene Ontology annotation, biological process: regulation of fatty acid beta-oxidation; protein processing. The transcript is spliced from 9 exons. Bases 267 to 1976 code for a protein of 569 amino acids. Gene Ontology annotation, molecular function: serine-type endopeptidase activity. NCBI's taxonomy places the organism in Eukaryota, Metazoa, Arthropoda, Insecta, Blattodea, Kalotermitidae.